AAAUUUCAGGCUAUCGGCUCAGCUACAUUUUAUGAUUCAACCGAACGCGGCAGUGGAAACUCUGAAUUGGUUUAUAGGAUGUUUUAUUAAUAUAUCAUUAUUACCAGAUGGAACAGCCACCACCCUACAGCGCAGAGGGACACCACCCCCCACAGCAUGGAUAUCAAGGAUAUGAACCAUUACCUAACACAGAUUAUCCACCACAACCUACCCUUUUUCCCCCACAACAACAGGCUGGGUAUCCACCACAGAAACAAUAUGAAGGGGGCUAUCAAAACCAAGGGUAUCCACCUGAAAACCCAGGAUAUCCACCUGAAAACCCAGGAUAUCCACCUCAAGGACAUAUUCAGCACCCUGCUGGGUUUUCUUCACAAACUAACAGCACCACAACUGUGGUGGUACAAGUAAGGGCGUGUUCAUAACCCAGCUAAGUGGGAAAUUCACCUGAGUGGGAUCCGCAUGCAUAUACCCUUGAUAAAAUUCAAUUUGUGUUCACAUGAAACUAAACAAGCCAGCCAUAUGAAGGCUUUAUCUCAAAAUCUCACGUGACCGGGAUGGACAUUUUUUGCUGAUUUCUGCU
Messenger RNA from Paramuricea clavata, 580 nucleotides. NCBI's taxonomy places the organism in Eukaryota, Metazoa, Cnidaria, Anthozoa, Malacalcyonacea, Plexauridae. The record is from the annotation of a GenBank genome assembly.